AUGUAUAUUACUGUGUUGGGACGUAAACUAUUCGUGCCACUGAUCAAAUCAUCACCAUCGAUUUUGUCAUCUUGUCUUAUUCUCCAAAUUCUUCAUAUCGUUGAAGCCUUAGGAUUAUUAUUUACCUCUUUUGGAGUUGCUGUUAUCGUUCGCGAUCUAAACAGAAUGUCCCGAUUCCACACAAAUCUUACUAGAAUUGUUCAGGCAUUUUUUCUCUGUUUCUACAUUGGACUAGCAGGGCGUAUCGUUAUACUUAUCUAUCAGUUUGGAAUGCUUGACGUUGAAGAAAAUACUACUCAUUCCAUACUUCUGCUCAUCGGAUCCACGUUACGCGUAUGGUUUACGAAUGCAGGCGGUGCUUUGCUGCCAAGUAUGAUUAUUGAACGAGCCUUUGCAUCGAAAUAUAUCAGUGACUAUGAAAAAGUUGCUAGACCGUGGAUCUAUUUCAUGAUUAUAUUGUUGGCCAAUAUUUUGCCCCUCUACUUCUCUAUCACUGAAACACUAGGUUUCUACACUUUCGAAACGAUAGCGAUCACAACAGCAGUUAUAAUUGGUGCAAGUGCUUUGGUGUAUACUUAUCUAUUUCGUCGUGACUUUGUUAAACUACGCGAAAUUAAUCGUGGAGAUGGAAAGAACUCGAUGGUUCGCUAUACUUUAAGCAUAAAGUUCCAGUUAAAGGAGAACUUGAGAGUAAUGAAGCUUCUAAUGUAUUUAUCAAUUAUCGACGCUCUAAUUACUGCAAUUAUAUGCCCGUUUUUUAUCCUUGCAACAGUGAUUUUCGACGAACAAUCGCCAUGGGCUCACGUAUGCUACCAAGUGGUGGACGUGUUCGUAAUUUUAUCUGUCGACGUUUUGGUGAUAUUUUUCCUGAGGACGCUCGGUAUAUCCUCUCGCUGGCUGAAGAUUUUCAUGUUUCUGAAACCUGCACCAACGACGUUGACCGAUGAACACAAAGGAGCAGCGCAACAAUACUUUAAUCAGCUAACAGCUGCAUGGAAAUGA
Necator americanus (New World hookworm) is the source of this 1002-nucleotide messenger RNA. RefSeq lists its product as uncharacterized. NCBI's taxonomy places the organism in Eukaryota, Metazoa, Nematoda, Chromadorea, Rhabditida, Ancylostomatidae. Gene Ontology annotation, biological process: sensory perception of chemical stimulus. Gene Ontology annotation, cellular component: membrane. The record is from RefSeq and is a predicted model, not a curated record. The transcript is spliced from 6 exons. Bases 1 to 1002 code for a protein of 333 amino acids.